Molecule: messenger RNA, 4084 nt
Organism: Callorhinchus milii (elephant shark)
Lineage: Eukaryota; Metazoa; Chordata; Chondrichthyes; Chimaeriformes; Callorhinchidae
Product: glucocorticoid modulatory element-binding protein 1
Exons: 9
Coding region: 150-1838 (562 amino acids)
Biological process (GO): positive regulation of transcription by RNA polymerase II
Cellular component (GO): nucleus
Molecular function (GO): RNA polymerase II cis-regulatory region sequence-specific DNA binding; DNA-binding transcription activator activity, RNA polymerase II-specific
Source: RefSeq, a predicted model, not a curated record
UGCGGGAGGCGCCAGUUAGCGGCUGCGGGCGGCGUGGGCCCGGUUCCUCGGCGGCUCCCACACCGGCCGCUCCGGUUCGUGCGAAGGGGAAUCGGUAGGGGCGGCGGCGGCGGCGGGGAGCGCGAUCGGCCCGCGGGCACUUGGAGCAUAUGGCGAGCGUCGGGGAGGUGGUGGUCGUAACGGCCGAAACCGCGAGCCUGGAGGCGGAUAGCGCGGAGGCGGGGAAAACGCAGGUCAUCCUGCAACUGCAGCCCGUGCAGCCCGGCAUGUGUGAAGAAGGAUCAGAAUCAAACUGCAAUGCUUCAGUGGUGUCUGUGGGGACUCACACUUUGCAGAAAAUGGCAGAGGGGGAAGAUAUCAACAAUGAGGAGGUUGAAAUUGCUUAUCCUAUUACCUGUGGGGAAAGCAAAGCCAUUCUGCUGUGGAAGAAAUUUGUCUGCCCAGGAAUUAAUGUAAAAUGCGUGAAGUUUAAUGAUCAUCUUAUAAGCCCAAAACAGUUUGUUCACUUUGCGGGGAAAUCCACACUCAAAGACUGGAAACGAGCAAUCCGAAUAGGAGGUGUAAUGUUAAGGAAGAUGAUGGAUUCUGGUCAGUUGGAUUUUUAUCAGCAUGAUAAGGUUUGCACCAACACCUGCCGCAGCACAAAGUUUGACCUUCUGAUCAGCAGCGCCAGGGCUCCUGUCCCCAGCCAGCAGAGCAAUAUGGUGCAGACGCCUAUCUCUGCAGAUGGUAAUGGGGCGCAGAUCUCCAUUUCUGAAGACAAUGCUGAGGAAUGCAUUGAGUGGAGCCCAGCGUUGACCACAGUUGCUGUUACUGCAGAAGAUUUGAACCGGAAAGAUGGUGAAGAGAUCUCCGAGGACACGCUGGCUUUCUGGAAAGGAAUUGCUGAUGUGGGUUUGCUGGGAGAGGUGGUGACAAACAUUCAGAAGGAGCUGAUGGAGAUGCUGACAGGAGUUCAGCAGAGAAUGGGACUGACCCCGCUGCAAGUCACAGACGCUGCAGUCCUCAAUAACAUGGCACAAACAUUCGGCCUCCUGGAGACUGUGAAGAAAGUUUUGGACAACAGAAAAAGUCAAACUGAUCAGAGUCAGGAGCAGAUCCACAGUGACCUGACAGAACUGGAGCGUCAGUUGGAGGAGCAGAAAAAGCGAGCCAAGGAACAGAAGCUGAGGAGUCAGACUCUGCAGAACGUGGUGCUGAUGCCCAUUGCUACUCCCAAACCCAACAAACGCCCCCGGCUACAGAGACCUGCCUCUGCCACCAUCCUCACACCGACCACCCCACUGCAGCAUCCACAGUUCACGGUCAUAUCUCCGAUCGCAAUCACUCCAAUGGCAACAAACUUUUCCGUCGCCAAUGUUACCACCAUGCCGAUGGCAGCCCUGGGCCACCAGUCCAGCCCUGUUACAGUCCAUACGUUGUCCGGUGGCUCCCAACUCUUCACCAGAUACACUGCUGUGGUCUCUGCACCCAAGACCUCGACCUCUGAGACAGUUACCAUUCACCCUUCCUCCAGCCUCGCUCUCCUGAGUACAGCCGCCAUUCAGGAGAGCAACGCCAUCACGACCAUGGCUGGAGUCGAUGCUAGCCCCAUGCAGCUGGUGACUGUGGACUCGGGGAUCACUUCGAUGGUCCAGAGCGACUGUCUUGACCAGUCCACAGGAGAAUCACAGACUGUGAUUGAAAUCCACCCGGGUCCAGAGAUGGACUCGGAUCCAGAGCCUGUGCCAGACACCGAGCCUGACGACAAGGCCGUGCAGGCAGAUCAUGAAGUCCAAAUACAAGCCAUUGAGGUGGUGACCCAGGAAGAACAAGAGGAAGAAAAGAAAGAGAGUUAAUUUUUUUUCUAUUGAUGGGCUACUGCUUGGCUGUUUCUGAAUGUACUGUAUUUUAAAAUGUAGUAUGUGUAACAGAUCUGAAGUUGAAAAUUAUGUUUUUUUUAAAACGGAAAGGAAGAGGCUGCAAUAUUAUUUUUAAAAAGCUACGUUCAGAUUGCUUGCUCAGAUCCUAUCAUAGGUCAGUGCUGUCUUUGUUGGCCUCUUUGUUGCACACUAGGAAAGUCACCACCAAGUGACAAGUUGAAAAGAGAUACAGAAUCUGGAGCCCAGAGAUCUAGAAAAUCAGAUUCCAAAUUUUCCAAAAUUCUACACAAUAAGUUUUAAAUCGAUGGUUUUAAGCCUGAAAACAUGAGAAAUUUGAGGCCUCUAGUGCCUGACACUCAGUGAGUCUGUGUUAGCUGUUCGUGUUUCGGGCCAGGUUUGGGAAGGUAAAUGUUAAUCUGCAUUUACUUAUGCAAGUCACUCUGUACUCCAUAAUCUUCCGACAGUUUCUUGGGCCCAGAGCGCAUCCAGUAUGGAAUUAGAAUGAUUUUGCUUUGGCCAGUCUCAAUGUAGCAUUGGAUUUUGAUUUCUUUACUGGGGGUGAGGGGGAAUGGGGUAAACCAAAACCAUUCAGUAAAAGAAAAUCUUGUCAUUAGUGGAUUUUGAUGAUGUGAAUGGAUGUCGUUAAAUGUAUGGUGCAACAACCUGGUGGGCACUUGCAGGCGCCUCACAUCCUUCUCACCAUUCAAUCAGCCUUGUCUGUGUAAGGGUGGCUUUAAUAUACUUUUCCCAAUGAUGUUUUCACAAGUUCAGGAAAUGAACAUAAACUCUUUUCAUUAGCUUCUUAUUAAGACACACUAUGUACAUUUCCUUUUUUAACUAAACCAACAAAAAAAAUAUGCAUAGCAUUCCUGUAUAGCAAUUAAAUGCAUGUGACUGAAUGGUGGUUGAAAAUAUUCAAAUGCUUUUUGUGUCAUGUCUGAAAAUACUUUUUUUUAGAAGAAUUUUAUUUACCCUUUUUUAUUCUCAUUGUUGACUUAGGGGGAGGGGCUUUUAACCUUGAAUUACUGCUGAUGAAAAGUAUUAGCAUUGCUAAAGAAUAAAAAACAGUCACUACACUUGACUACUUACUGUAAAGCGCUUUGAAAUGUUUCAACAUACAAGGUGCUUAGAAAUCCAAGUUAUUCUGUUGCUAAAGGCCUAGUUUUUUAUAGUUGAAACCCCUAUAUAAAAGGUCUAAAUGUGAUGAUGUGUUAGCAAAGAACAUGUAUUUGAAGAGGCAGAAUAAUGUGUGUUGGGGGGAGGGGUUUCCCAAACGGGGAAGGGCAGGGAAUUGAGAUUGGAGUAGAUAGCCGCAAUGACAGAGCUAGCGCCAGCAUAAACACGCUGGGAGAAAGAUAGGGAAUUGAGAUUGGAGUAGAUAGUGAGAGAGCUGGGACCAGCUAAGAUCGAUGGGGUGAAUACACUGUUGUACGUUGCUGUUUCUGUUCUCGGGCGGUACUGUUGAUGUCCUAAAUUGAAUCUCGUGCGCAUUUUCUGUUCAGCCCGUGGCACCCAGUGACAAAGAAUAAAAGCUAAAGUGUAGAUUCAGGAUUUUUUCAGACUAUGUUUUAAUGUGUUUAUUGCUAAAAUGCUGUCAAGAUAUUUUAAAAAUGAUGUUUGAUUUGUAUUUGUUCAGAUGUAACCUUCAAUUCCACUAUUCAGUUCAUGAACUUCAUGAAGCCAUUUAUUUGUGCAAUGCAGGCAAACAUUUUGAUGAAUCCUGUUAUUGGUAAGUAAUGAAUCAUUUGUCAGCAAAGCAUGGAAUGGUAAUAUGCCAAGAGAGAUUUUGUCUCCUUCACAAUGUUAUCAAAAUCGUAUCUGUUUGAUGAUAAUUCCAACACAUACACAGAAUCUGGCUAUAACUCCACUUUACUGGUUACUGCUUGUUACACAUGUAUAUCAGAGAUGCUGAAUGAAAGAACAUCAAACCAUUACAUUGAUGUCCAGAAUUAUUGAUGUCCAUAACUUGACUGAAAUUCAUAGACAAUUUAUUUCAACUAACUGCUCUCAAAUGGCUUUGAGAUAGCCAUGGAAUUUUGGAUAUCAGGAAUAGUAAGGAAUGUAUGGUAAUGUUUAUCUUUGAAAUGACAAGUCUGAGCACAAUGUGCUGCAGUACUUGAUGUGGAGGAUGUGAGGCAACCAAAGAGUGUCACAUCGUCUGGAGUCAAUUCUAUUAUGUAAAAGAAUAUGUGAGUAAAUAUGUAUGAUGUCCAGUGCCAGGA